AAAAUUAAUGUGAAACGUUGCAAUUAAGCAGCAAUAAUGUAUCGUUUGUUGAGUGCGCAACGCGCUACAGCUGUGCAACAUGUGCUGCGACUGCCAAUGCCCAGCAAUGCCUCCUGCUGUUGCAAUUGUAAAGUGGCGGCCACAACACAGCCGCACCUCACGCAAUAUCAGCAAUAUUAUCAGCUGCUUUAUCCACAGAUGCCGGCAACAACAUCAACAAUUGCAUUGCGCACACAGUCAACGACAACAACACAAGCGGAUGCAUUGGCACAGAGCAAGAAGAAGCGUUUACGUAAACCCCGCUAUGCCAAAUAUGUGGAGCUGCUAGAAGUAACCGAGAUGACAGCCAGUGAGCGUAAGUCGCGUGUCAAGCGUCUGAAAUCCAAGAAGCUGUCGGAGUUUAUACAAAAAACACAGCAACAAAUAUUGGAGAAGCGUGCGCGUGAGGAAAAGCGUGGCAUAAGAAAAGGCAAAACCGGCAACGAAGAGACAGCACAAAGACAACCUGCUGAAUAUCAAAAGAUUGACUUUGAUAUGUUGGAUAGCACGCUGCUGGAAGCGGGCUUAUACGAUGAUCGUCCAUUAAUUUUUCUAGGCAAGGAAGUGUAUACGAAACAAAUCAUUAACAAUCCGGAGGAGGUGCAUACUAUUUUGAAGAGCUAUAGGAACUAUAGAGAUAUCAUAGAGGGCAUGGAGAAUGAGCGGCAAGAGAGCGUGGAAUCACAACUGGAUAAUUAUGACUUAAGUACACCUAAGCUUGCAACUGAAACGGAGCUGCUGGAUCCUUUUGAAGCCAUUGAGCCUUACAUAGAUGUACGGGAAUCGGAGCGGACAGCAAAGCCGGCAACUAAUGCUGUGACAGCCAAGUGCAAAAAGCGCUUCAAAUCCAAGGUGCAUGUUAAUGAGGAGCAGGAGCGUCUGGCCAAGCAGCGCGCCUUGCACAUUAAUCUGUCCACCUAUCUUAAUGUCUGUGUCUCCGCCAACAUGUUGAGUCGUGCAUUAUCCACCAUCAUUGCCUAUCGCAGUCGCGCUAAGAAGAGCAGCGUGCACAGCAGCAUCGGCCUUAUAACAAUCGAUUUAUAUAAUAUACUGCUGCAUGGCUAUGCAAGCAAAGGAGGCUAUGAGCGUUGCCAGGAGCUCUGCAAGCUUAUCGAGGAGGAUGAAUUGCAGUUUAACGAACAAAGCUACGCUGCGAUAUUCGAAUGUCUGGGACGCGUGGAAUCCGAUGCACAAAAUGUAAAAACUAUAGCGGAGUACAUAGAGCAAGCAGAGGCACAAGGUUACAGCCUGAAUCAAGUAAUGGAUCGUGCUAAAUUUGUGUCCGAUCAACGUGAUAUUGCUUUAGAUGCUAUACGACGUGUGCGUGAGGACUUUACACCUGUCUAUCAGCCGCCGCAGCUGGGCUAUGAUAAUGUCUUGCUGAAUCACUUGAACAAAAUGCAGCCAGACGAAGUGCAGGGCGCCAUAAUGCAGUCGAAGCGUGGCUAUAGCAAGGAACAGUUGGAGCAGUUAGCGCGCGAGCAGUUGCAAGUGGAGCUGGAUGGUUAUAUAACAAUCAAAUCCAUAGAGAAGAACAAACAGUUUGCCAAUGCAGAGUUUUGUCGUGGCAAGCUGCAGGAACUGGAGGAACAUUGGCGUAAGCAAAUCUCUGCUGCCAUAGUGCGUGAUCUUAAUACACUGAGAGCGCAGGUGCGCUUCAAGCCACACGGAUAUAUGAACUACUAUACGUACCUGAAGGUGCUGGACGCCAGCCACUACACCGACAUACUCAUCAAGGAGCUGUACAAGCUGGGCGAGGGCUCGGAAACGUUUAGUCCAACUGUCGGACAGCUGUACAAGGAGCUGGGACAAAAGGUGCAGCAGUGCUACCAAAUCGAACUGAAGAAACACAAUGGCACGCUCGAAAAGAUUGGCGAGAUCUAUAGCGCUUACUGCGAGCAGUGGCACACGGGCGAUAGCAAUGAUAAUACGCGACAAAUGUGGCAGCGUUUGGUGCACGAGCAGCGAGACAGUGGACCCUCCAUGGAUUUGCCUGAAGUGCCCUGGCCCAACAAUGUGCUGAGCGGCGUGGGACGCUUUCUUUACAAUAUACUCAUGCGUGAUAUUAAAAUCGAUGCGCAUGUUAUGCGGCAGCCCAAGAAAAACAGCAAGACAGUCACGCCAGUAAAGCUAUUGCCCGCCUUCUAUACGCUCUUUCGCAAUCAGGGACGUCUGGUGAAGGAAGAAGUGAAGCCACAUCCAGUGCUGUCGCGUUUAUUGCGCUCCUCGCGUCAACAAACUCUAACAUUUGACUCCAAUUUGGUGCCUAUGUUGUGUCCACCGCAGCCCUGGAGCACGCCACACAAUGGCGGCUAUUUGCUAAACAAAUCGGAGCUUAUACGUCUGCCACAUCAGGCUAUACAGCAGUGGGAGCGCAUACGCGCAGCCAAUCCUCAGCAGCUUUAUCCCGCGUUGGACUCGCUCAAUCAGCUGGCCAGCGUGCCUUGGCGCGUCAACACGCAGCUGCUGGAUGUCAUCAUUGAAGUCUUUCAGAAGGGCGGCGAUGCCAAGCUGGAUGUGCCACAGCCACCGAGUUCGUUGCCACCACUGCCUGCGCCGCCGGCAGCAGCAGAGCUGGAGGGCGUCUCACCCGCAGAGCGCGCUAAGCACUUUAGGGACAAGCUAGGACAUCGACGCAAGCAGGCCGAGAUGUACAGCUUGUGGUGUGAUGCACACUAUCGACUAUCGCUAGCUCAACAUUAUCGCGACAAAGUCUUUUGGCUGCCACACAAUAUGGACUUUCGUGGACGCGUCUAUCCAGUGCCGCCACACUUGAAUCACUUGGGCUCAGACCUGGCGCGCUCCAUGUUAAUCUUUGAUCAAGCGCAGCCUUUGGGCGUCGACGGCUUUAGCUGGCUUAAGCUGCACUGCAUUAAUCUAACGGGUCUUAAGAAAAGAGACUCCGUGCGUGAGCGUUUGCUAUACGCCCAAGAGAUAAUGCCGGAUAUACUGGACUCGGCAGACAAACCGCUGACUGGACGCAUGUGGUGGGCCAAGUCGGAUGAGCCGUGGCAAACGCUCGCCUGCUGCAUGGAAAUUGCAAAGGUGGCACGCAGUCCAGAUCCGGAAGCGUACAUGAGUCGCUUUCCCAUACAUCAGGAUGGCUCCUGCAAUGGAUUGCAGCAUUAUGCAGCGCUGGGCAGAGAUGAAGCGGGCGCGCGUAGCGUUAAUCUGGCGCCAGCGGCUAUACCAGGAGAUGUCUACAGCGCCGUGGCCACGCUGGUGGAGCGCACACGUAAAGCGGAUGCGAAAAGUGGACUGCAUGUAGCCCAAGCGCUGGAAGGGUUUGUGCGGCGCAAGGUUAUCAAGCAAACUGUCAUGACUACUGUUUACGGCGUAACGCGUUACGGUGCGCGCUUGCAAAUUGCGCGACAGCUUAAGGACAUUGAUGAGUUCCCCAAGGACUGGGUCUGGCCAGCGUCGACGUAUCUGACCAGCAAAACAUUUGAGAGCUUGCGUGAGAUGUUCACAUCCACGCGUGAGAUACAAGACUGGUUUACGGAAUGUGCACGUCUCAUCGCUGGCAUUUGUGCACAGAAUGUGGAAUGGGUUACUCCAUUGGGUUUGCCUGUGGUGCAGCCUUACAAUCGUCAGGAGAUCAAGCACACAGCAGUGCGCACGGGCUUAAAUGUCAGCUCCGCCAACAUGCCCAUGGAUCUGUUUGAGCGUCCAAACAUUCUGAAACAAAAGAACGCCUUUCCGCCCAACUUUAUACACUCGCUAGACUCUUCGCAUAUGAUGCUAACCUCGUUGCACUGCGAACGGCAGGGCAUUACUUUUGUCUCUGUGCACGAUUGCUUCUGGACUCAUGCCUGCUCCGUGCCCGACCUGAAUCGCGCGUGUCGCCAGCAAUUUGUUGCUCUGCACUCACAGCCCAUACUGGAGCAGCUCUCGGAGUUUAUGGCGCACACUUAUAGCUUUAGGCACAACGACUUCACCAACGACGGCUCUGUGGAGGAUCUCUCGAAGCGUCAGCUCAAUCGCACCUUGAAGCAGCUACCACAGAAGGGUGACUUUGAUCUGCGCAACGUCUUGGACUCAGUGUAUUUCUUUAGCUAGUUUUAGCUGUGUGCGCUGUGCCUAGUACUUCGCUUAGUCAUUAAUUAAGUUUGAUUUGUUAAAUUUGUUUAAACAUUUGUACAUUGAAACCACCAAAACUAUUACAACAUAUACCAGACCAUGUGAUUUUUAUAAAAUUGGCUAUACUGUUAUUGUAUUAUUUGCUUAAGCUUACCAAUGCAACUGAUAAACAAUAAACCAAAAUGUACUAUUUAUUAAAGUAAA
Drosophila busckii is the source of this 4323-nucleotide messenger RNA. RefSeq names its product DNA-directed RNA polymerase, mitochondrial (gene mtRNApol). Gene Ontology annotation, molecular function: protein binding; DNA-directed RNA polymerase activity; mitochondrial promoter sequence-specific DNA binding. Gene Ontology annotation, cellular component: mitochondrial DNA-directed RNA polymerase complex. The transcript has 8 exons. Bases 37 to 4098 code for a protein of 1353 amino acids. Gene Ontology annotation, biological process: mitochondrial transcription. The record is from RefSeq and is a predicted model, not a curated record. NCBI's taxonomy places the organism in Eukaryota, Metazoa, Arthropoda, Insecta, Diptera, Drosophilidae.